AAAAAAAAAAAGAGAGAGAGAGAGAGAAAGAAGAAGCCAAGAGAAACCCUGACAAGAUGCCACAUUCUAGCAGCUCCACGUCCUCGUCUAAGAGCAUCCGCAGAGCAGCAUCCGAGCUCGAAAGGUCGGACUCCAUCACGUCACAACGCUUCCCGGGAAGAAGGCAGAGCUUGAUCGAUGACGCACGGAAGGAACGCGAAGCUGCCGCCGCUGCAGCCGAGUCGGCUGAGGCCAGCGAGCAAAUCGUGUUCGAAGAGGACGACGGAAGAGCCCUCGUCAACCUUUUUUUCACUUUAGCCAGCAACAAGACGCCUGUGCUCUCAAGGACUCUCAAAGUCUUCGAGACUUUUGAAGCGAAGAUCCAUCAUCUGGAAACACGGCCGUGCCGAAAGCCCAAAGACUGCCUGCACAGCCUAGAAUAUUUUGUCCGCUGUGAGGUACACCUCUCGGACGUCAGUACUCUCAUCAGCUCCAUUAAAAGAAAUGCAGAAGACGUCAGGACCACCAAGGAAGUCAAAUUUCACUGGUUUCCAAAGAAAAUAGCAGACUUGGACAAAUGCCACCAUUUGGUCACCAAAUUUGAUCCAGACUUUGAUCAUGAUCAUCCUGGCUUCACAGACCCAGUCUACAGACAGAGAAGGAAAAUGAUUGGCGACAUUGCCUUUGGAUACAGACAUGGACAGCCGAUUCCCAGAGUGGAAUAUACAGACGAGGAAAUUGGCACGUGGAGGGAAGUCUACACAACACUGAGGGACUUGUACUCCACCCAUGCCUGCACUGAGUACCUUGAGUCCUUCCAUCACCUUGAAAGGCAUUGUGGGUACAGUCCAAACAACAUUCCUCAGCUGGAAGAUGUGUCUCGCUUCCUUAAAGAACGCACCGGGUUCCUGUUGCGCCCAGUGGCAGGUCUCCUCUCAGCUAGAGAUUUCCUGGCCAGUUUGGCAUUCCGCGUGUUUCAGUGCACCCAGUACAUCCGUCAUGGUUCCGCUCCAAUGCAUUCCCCAGAGCCUGACUGUGUCCAUGAGCUUUUAGGCCACGUCCCUAUGCUGGCAGACCGCACUUUUGCACAGUUUUCCCAGAAUCUUGGCCUGGCAUCACUUGGUGCUUCUGAUGAAGAUAUUGAGAAACUAUCCACACUCUACUGGUUCACUGUGGAGUAUGGCUUGUGCAAACAAAAUGGUGAAGUGAGGGCCUAUGGUGCAGGAUUACUUUCUUCUUAUGGAGAACUUGUGCAUUCUCUCUCCGAUGAACCCGAGAUAAGGGAGUUUGAUCCAGAAUCUGCCGCAAUCCAGCCCUACCAAGACCAGACUUACCAGCCCGUCUACUUCAUUUCGGAAAGUUUUUCGGAUGCAAAGGAGAAAUUCAGGUCAUAUGUUGCUGGUAUACACCGUCCCUUCUCAGUGAAGUUUGAUCCAUACACCAGUAGCAUAGAGGUCCUGGACAACCCCUUGAAGAUCCAGGGAGGCCUUGAAGGAGUGAAAGAUGAACUGAAGAUGCUGACAGAUGCUCUCAGUGUUUUGUCUUGAAAAUUCACUGUUUAACUGAUUGUCCUCCUACACCAUCUUGCUGUUGUUUGCUUCCUCGCUUGUCUUUGCUGUGCUCUGCAAAACUCGAAGUGGGACGUCCACUCCACUUUCAUGCGGAUCAGAAUGAAUUGUCAUCCUCUCGUAACUGGCUAAAAAGACUAAAAAGAAACCAUUUGAACCUCAAUGUCAAUAUUUAAGAAGAUGUUUCCAAAGAUGUUCAUUGCUCCUCUGGGGGUAGAGGCUAUCGUGGCCAUACUGUCUGUUUAAAAACAACAACAACAACAAAAAAACAAAGAAACAGUGUCGUGUUAAAAAUAAAAGGAUAUGCAAGCCAAAAAUCAAAUGUAUGUAUAUAAAAGAAGAGUAUGUUUUGAUUAUUUUAUAAUCAAAAGCAGAAACAUACGUAUCAAAUUGGGUAACUUGAGACUGCAUAUAUUAAAAUCAUAUAAAAUUGUAUCAUCUGUCUGCUAUAUCAAAAAUGCUGUAUGUGAAUUAAGUACUUUUGGUAUUAUUAAU
Molecule: messenger RNA, 2042 nt
Organism: Syngnathoides biaculeatus (alligator pipefish)
Lineage: Eukaryota; Metazoa; Chordata; Actinopteri; Syngnathiformes; Syngnathidae
Gene: th
Product: tyrosine hydroxylase
Exons: 13
Coding region: 57-1526 (489 amino acids)
Biological process (GO): dopamine biosynthetic process from tyrosine
Cellular component (GO): cytoplasm; axon; perikaryon
Molecular function (GO): tyrosine 3-monooxygenase activity; iron ion binding
Source: RefSeq, a predicted model, not a curated record